Messenger RNA from Cannabis sativa, 1463 nucleotides. RefSeq lists its product as uncharacterized. The transcript has 3 exons. The coding region runs from base 121 to 1242 and encodes 373 amino acids. Gene Ontology annotation, biological process: lipid metabolic process. The record is from RefSeq and is a predicted model, not a curated record. Gene Ontology annotation, cellular component: membrane. Gene Ontology annotation, molecular function: oxidoreductase activity, acting on the CH-CH group of donors. NCBI's taxonomy places the organism in Eukaryota, Viridiplantae, Streptophyta, Magnoliopsida, Rosales, Cannabaceae.
UUGGACAAGCUUGUUUAUGUUAUGUGCUUACUAAUGAUUACUUGAAGAUCUCAUCAAUCUCAUUUUUUUUUUUUAAAAAAAAACUUCACAAAAUAAAUAAGAAAAAGAAAAAAGAAAUAAAUGUGUGUGUGCAAGUGUGACUAUAAAAUAGCAACUUGGUUGAAAAUAGGCAACAGAGUUAAGAGAGAGUAUCAAAUCUCAAUAACUGAAUAUCAAUUAAGGCUUAAGAAAAGAGUGACACUUAUGGGGAAUUUGAGUCGCAAUCUGAAGAACGCAGUUAUUGCGUUUCUCGUUCCACUUCCCUCCAUUCUCUUCUACAUCUCCUUUCUCAACCACUGUCAACAUCUUCAUGAUGAUCCCAAAUCAAACGACGACGUUUCCCUCUCUCCACUCUGGAAAUGGUGCUAUGAUCACCCUCUUCUACUAGCUAACUUCCUCUUCUUCUUCAAUGUCAAUGUUCUCUUCUGGGUCAUCAGUCAUAUUCUCUCCAGCAAUUGGAUGAUUGACUUGUACUGGACAGUGAUACCGGUGAUGCUGGCUCAUUACUAUUCUACUCACCCUUUGGCUCAGUUUAACUUGUGGAGAUCGAGGAUUGCGAUUUUGUUGACUUGGGUAUGGAGUUUGAGACUGACCCAUAAUUAUUUUAGGCGAGAAAAAUGGCAAUGGGGUGCCAAGGAGGACUGGAGAUUCACUGAUAUGCGUGUUCAGUAUGGAAAACACUGGUGGUGGAUCUCCUUUUUCGCCGUCUACGUUUCCCAACAGGUGUUUCUCAUUGGUAUAUGUCUUCCGCUGUAUGCAAUCCACUCAGUGGAUGCACCAUUGAACAUUUGGGAUUUUGUUGCCAUUGUUGUUUGCCUAACUGGCAUAGUCAUUGCCUUCUUUGCUGAUACACAACUCCAUGAGUUUGUGACUCGAAAUGAGAAGCUUAAGAAGCUUGGGAAGCCAGUGGUGGCCAAUCUUGACAGGGGUUUGUGGCAAUUUUCUCGGCAUCCAAACUACAUUGGAGAGCAAUUGUGGUGGUGGGGUCUAGUUAUCUUUGCUUGGGGCCUUGGACAAGGAUGGACCUUUGUUGGGUCUCUCAUUAAUACUAUGUGUUUAGCUUAUGUGACUAAGCUUGUGGAAGAUCGGAUGCUGAAACAAGCUUACAGAGCAGAAGCUUACAGGUUGUAUCAGAAGACAACAUCAGUUUGGAUACCUUGGUUCAAGUCAUCUGCAAUAGCAGAAAAAGAUAAGAACAAUUAGUUCAAGUCUUUUUGUAGAUUUUUUUUUAUCUAAAUAUAUCGUGUGUUUCUUUACAUGUUGUUCAUGAAUCAUGAACCUGUUCUUAUUUAUCUGAAAGAAGGUUGACUUGUUUUUUCCUCUUUACAUGCAUAGCAAUGGGAUUCUUCUAUGAAAAUGUAUAAAUUUGAUAUGAACUUGUUGAAGAUUUCUAUAUAUUGUUGUGUUUGCUUAUAAGAAUAAAA